Molecule: messenger RNA, 926 nt
Organism: Salvia hispanica
Lineage: Eukaryota; Viridiplantae; Streptophyta; Magnoliopsida; Lamiales; Lamiaceae
Source: RefSeq, a predicted model, not a curated record
AUGUCCUAUCUUGAAAGCACUGACUAUGAAUUUAUUAAAUAUGGGAUAACAUUCAAAGGAAUACUUGACUCAGAUAGUCAAUUUAAUCCCGAUUUCUACAAUUGGCAUAAAGUUUUUGUGCACUACUGUGAUGGCUCGUUGUUUUUGUCAGACGUCGACCAAGUUGAUCCUACUAACAACAUCACAUUCCGAGGUGGGAGGAUCUAUAAUGCUGUAAUGGAGGAGAUGCUUGACAAAGGAAUGUGGAAUGCUCACAAUGCUAUGUUGACGGGUUUCUCAGCAGGUGGAUUGAGCACAAUCCUACAUUGUGAUAGAUUCCGAGCCCUCUUUCCAAAUACUACAAGAGUCAAGGAAGGUGAAUUGGCAAACCAAUCAGACAGCCAUUUUGCUGGAGUGAUUGCUGCAAAUGAACUUAGAGCAUUAUUGCCUAGUUCAUGCGCUUCUAAAAGGGACCCCAAUUUGUGUCUCUUCGCCGAGUAUUUGGUUGAAGAUGUUGCCACUCCACUCUUUAUAGCUGAAUCAGCUUUUGAUAUGUUCCAGAUUGCAUACGACUUCAUAUUAACUAUUCCUGGUCUGGAUCCAAGAAAAUGGGAAAAUUGCUCACGUUCCUUGGAGCAGUGCAAUGCUACACAAAUAGGAAUAAUAAAAGAUUUUGGAACUAUUUUCAAGAAGACAUUAAUGAAACUCAAUAACUCUUCGAGUAGAGGGGUAUUUUUGGAUUCGUGCUAUCUUCAUACACAUAUCUUGCAAAGCUAUAACUGGAUAUUCUUUCCGGUACUUGACAAUAAAAGUGUAGGAAAAGCUAUUGGUGAUUGGUUUUAUGAUCGAAGUAUAUUUCAAGAGAUAGAUGCUCUUAAUUUAUAUCCACAAUAUUGUUAUCCCCUUUCAAAAAAAUAAUUGGCCGGUCUUCUUGUUUGAUUAUGCUU